This is a messenger RNA of Solanum dulcamara, 1048 nucleotides long. RefSeq names its product probable 2-oxoglutarate-dependent dioxygenase AOP1. The transcript is spliced from 3 exons. Gene Ontology annotation, molecular function: dioxygenase activity. Lineage: Eukaryota; Viridiplantae; Streptophyta; Magnoliopsida; Solanales; Solanaceae. The coding region runs from base 76 to 1008 and encodes 310 amino acids. The record is from RefSeq and is a predicted model, not a curated record.
UACUCUAUGAUCCCUCUUUGAUUUUCACAUUGUGAAGUCUUUUGACCAUUUCACUUUUCAAAGUAUUCAUCAUCAAUGGCAUCUACCAAAGUUAAUAUUCCCACCAUAGAUUUUUGCGAUCCAGAACUAAAACCAAACACUCCACAAUGGGAAAAUACAAAAAUUCAAGUGCUUGAAGCCUUACAAGAGCAUGGUUACUUUGAAGCAAUAUUUGAUAAAGUUCCAAAUGAAAUUAGAGAGGUCAUUUUUGACAGUUCAAAAGAAGCAUUUGAAUUUCCAUUGGUGUCCAAAUUGAGUGAAUAUAGAGAAAAACCUUAUCAUAUUUAUGAGGGACAAAUUCCACGUUUACCACUCUUUGAUCUUGUGAAAUCUGUUGAUUUGCUCCUCCCAGAUAGUGUUGAAACUUUUGUCAAUACCUUUUGGCCUGAUGGAAAUCCUAACUAUUGCAAUGUGGUAAAGUCCUACUGCAAGGCUCUUAUGGAAUUGGAUGAAAUGGUGAAAAGGAUGGUUUUAGAGAGUCUUGGGCUAAAAAAUUACAUUGAUGAAUUCUUGGAUCCCAAUUUUUUCAUGUUGAGAUUUACAAAUUAUAAGGAUCAAGGUGAACAUGAGCAUAAACAAGGAUUAGGUAGCCACACAGAUGGUGGUUACUUAACCAUAAUUAAACAAAAUCAAAUUGGAUUGCAAGUUCUCAACAAAGAUGGAGAGUGGAUUUGUGUCAAUACUUCACCAAAUUCCUAUCUUGUUUUAUCAGCAGACUCCUUCAUGGCGUGGACAAAUGGCAAAUUGCGCUCUCCUCCCCAUAAGGUACAUUCGGAAGGAGACACUGAUAGAUUCUCCAUUCAAUUAUUUUCAUCACCAAAUCCAGAUUAUAAGGUGGAAGUACCAAAAGAAUUAGUGGAUGAAGAACACCCUUUACUUUUCAAGCCUUUUAAAAUACAUGAAUAUUAUCAAUAUAUUCAGUCAGGUUUUAAAAAUGGAGUUGGUCUCAAGAAUUAUUGUGGUCUUUAAAAAUUUAGUAGCUAUGAGGAUUUAUUUCCGGUUGUUCAGA